AUGAGGGUUCUCUUUAUUCUAGCGGUCGUCGUUGUUGUGACCGGGGUGAAAAGAUACGAUGGGUUCAAGGUUCUGCGAGUCACACCGAAAGACGAAUCCGAUGUGGCAUGGAUAAGAAAGCUUGAGCUUCAGUCCUUGGUCGAGAUAUGGAACUCCCUGCGCAGGUCCAACCAUCCCGUGGACGUCAUGGUGACACCGGCCAACCAGGUGCAAGUCACCGGGUUGUUAGCAGACAGAGGCCUGGACUAUACCGUCAUGAUCGGCGAUGUCCAGGCUCAGCUUGAUCGCCAGGCCGUGGCCCCCGAUACACCCCCGGGCGCAUCAACUGCCGCCUUGGCGGACUUCCAAUAUGACAUAUACCACACGCAUGACCAGAUUCAGCAGUGGGUUAGUGACAUGGCUACCGAGCACAGCAUCGUGUCAAAGUUCACCUUGACGCAGUCUUACGAAGGUCGCGAUAUCAACGGUAUCAAGAUUUCGACGGGUGUUGGCGAUCCAAAUAAACCCAUCGUUUGGUUUGAGGGUGGUAUCCACGCACGUGAAUGGAUAUCACCAGCUACGGUCAUGUUCAUUUCCAAAUCGCUGGUGGAAGACUACUAUAACGGGGUCACCAACGUGGUCAACAUUUUGGACGGGUUUGAUAUCCACAUCGUUCCUUCCCUGAACGUCGAUGGCUAUGUGUACUCGCACACGGAUGAUCGUUUGUGGAGAAAGACCCGCAGUGAUCUACUGCCAGAGUUUGGGUGCAUCGGAGCAGAUCCAAACAGGAACUGGCCCUAUGAAUGGGGAGGCAGAGGUGCGACCCCUUGGCCCUGUUCACUUACUUUCCGGGGCCGUGAGCCUCUGUCUGAGGUCGAGAUCAGAGCAGUUGUGGAUUACCUCACGGCGCUGAGAGACUCGGGACGUGAAAUCAAAAUGUUCAUCGACUGGCACAGCUACUCGCAACUAUGGAUGGCUCCCUGGUCGUAUUCUGCCGAAGCUCCUCUACCUCCAGACGCCGAUGAUCAGGACUUACUUGCUGGUGCAGCCAUUACCGCUCUAGAGAGCAAGCACGGAACAAAAUACGACAAAGGAGGAUCGGCUCGACUUCUGUAUGAAGCGGCUGGGGCGAGCUGCGACUGGGCCUACGCCACGCUGGGAGCCAAAUACUCCUACGUGGUGGAGCUGAGGGACACCGGGAAGUUUGGCUUCGUAUUACCCCCCGAACAAAUCCUGCCCACCGGGGAGGAAUCCUAUGCGGGGAUCGUAGCCGGGUUGGAGUAUGCCUUGACACAUUAA
Molecule: messenger RNA, 1278 nt
Organism: Acanthaster planci (crown-of-thorns starfish)
Lineage: Eukaryota; Metazoa; Echinodermata; Asteroidea; Valvatida; Acanthasteridae
Product: carboxypeptidase B-like
Biological process (GO): proteolysis
Molecular function (GO): zinc ion binding; metallocarboxypeptidase activity
Source: RefSeq, a predicted model, not a curated record